AAUCACAGGCAAGAAAAUUGUACACACCGCCAUUUUUAAAUAGCCCGUAUAUAUCAUCGUGCCGCUUAUUUAUUUCAACUUUAAAUCAGAAGCAGAAUACAGAUUCGAGUGAAAAAUUGAAGUAAAUCUAAAUGAGAGAAAGGAGUCAUACAUUUCUAGGCCGAGACGAUUGUCAUCAUCACACAUCUGUGUCGAUAACCACAUUUCUCAAGGGACUUUGAAGAAGUGAGAGCUGAAGAGUGGAAAAGAGACAUGGCUGUUCAGGGAGUUGUCAAACAGUUGAGAGAUUUGGCCAAAGAUCCCCAGAACAGAGAGAAGAUUGUCAAGGAUCAAGGCUGUUUGCCUGGCUUGGUAUUAUUCUUGGAUAACGAUGAUCCCAUCGUGGUUUCAACUGCACUGGAGGCUCUUCAGUACUUAUCGGAGAGUGCAAUGAAUCGUCCUCUGAUGAAAAAAGAACUUGGGAUGCUGGUUAGUCUAGAAGCAAUCACAAACAAUACUGACAGUGACACAAGGAGCAAAAACCUGGCCCGGAGCAUCCACAAUCGGCUGACCGCCCCACCCUCCCCCAGCCCAUUGAAAGAGAGUUGCAAUCCCAACAGACCGAAGAGUACCAGGGUACAAGGAAAGCACCAUGGUAGCAAGUUCUUUGUUGGGACAAACAAUAGAAAGUCAAAAAUAAUCACUCUACAAAUCGUUGGCCUCAUGGACACAGAGUGCCGUAAAUCUUGCGAAGAAGAGCUUCUCAAAGUGAAAGGGGUCGUUAGUUUCACCUUUGACCUUUUGAAGAAACGAUGUGUAGUGAGGACAAGAAUGGACAUGAAACCUGAGGUGCUUGUUGCUGCCAUUUCAAAGACGGAAAAGAUGUCUGCUGAGCAAGUCGUCAGGAAUGAGCACGGUGAAGAGGUGAUACUGUCCUUUGGUGCCAACCCUGCCAUGGCCGACAAGGAGAACAACGGAGGACUCCUUCCAGAUUACCUACCGGAGGACAACAGUCCCAUUCGUCACAAGUCUAUCAAGAACAUUGGCCAGGACGACGAAGAGAGGCGGGGCGGCUGGCUCAGCGCCGCGGCGUCGUUUAUAUCCACCAAUUUUUACUGGUGAUCGUGGGACCAAGUAGAUUGGGGAGUUCAUAAGCUCUUGGUCUGCUUCUUAGAUAGUCUAAUACCACAUCACUUGUGGAGCGUUGAAAGAAACUUACGUUCAAUUACAAAGUAAGCAUAAUUCCUAAAAUCAAGCAUGAAUCUUAUGAUUGAACGUAAAUUUGCAGUUGAUUUACAUUCAAUUGCAACUCACCUUUUUUUACAACGCCCAAUCAUGCUUGAUUUGGGGACUUACGCUUUAUUUGCAAUUGCAACGCCCCAAUGGUCUUCCAUCUAUUUGAUCCAAUUGACUUUUUGUGUACUCAGCGCUUGGGCCACGUCUUACAAAGAGGUUAUGAUUGAUCCGAUCAACAACAACUAUGGAAAGCCGGCAACGUCAACAUCUAAAGUGCUUGUUUGUACAAAAAAAAUUUAGAUUUUCUUGAAAAUUCAGUGUGCUUCUCUUUGUUUACAAAGGACAUCAUGCAAAUUUCCUUGAGAAAAUCUUUGUAAGAUAGGGCCCUGUCUUACAAAGAGUUAUGAUUGAUGCGAUCAAUCUCAAAUAUAUGGAAAUCCAUCGAUGUCAUAAGUUUCUCUUUUGGAAAUUUGCCUAGUGUCCUUUGAAAACAAAGAGAAGCAUACUGAAUUGUCCAGAAAACAGUGAAUGUAUGAAUAUGCAUUAUUGCUAGAAAAUAUUUUGAACAAACAAGUAUUUUACAUGUUGAUGUUGCCGGCUUUCCAUAGUUGCGAUUGAUCGGAUCAAUCGCAACUCUUUGUAAGACGGGGCCCAGGUCUAAUACCCACUAAGUCUAAUUCUCAUUUAGUCUUAAUACCCAGAGGGUAUAAUUUGUGUGUAAUUAAUAUUUUGACCUUCAUUGUCAUGAUGCAAAUUUGAUUCAUAAACAAUUUCAUCUACCCAUAUAUUCUAAAUGGUGUUAGACCACUUGGGGUAAUAGAUGAAAUUGGUAUAGCCUAAUUUGAGAUAAGAUAAAGUGGAAAAUGGAUUAAAUGGCAAUUAGACCAAAUGUAGACGACUGGUCGUGAAUGAACAAUUUGGUGGAUUCACAAUAUGGUGCGCCAUCUAUCAGUUGCAGCGGACAGGCCGAAAUUCGCAAUGCAUUAUGGGAAAAAGUCGACAUCUGCAUGUGCUAGUACUAAAGUGAAUGCAUGCAUGCGAUUAUUCAGCGCUGACCGACGCGGCUCGACCGGAUAUGCUCUUUACUAGGGUCGAGGAGGUAGGAGAGAAAUUUGCCUGCAUAUUUCGCUGCAAAAUUAUAGUCUGUUUUUGUUUUUUGCCAUAUGAUUUUCACUUUUGAAGCGCCUGAGUGCGAUGUCGACCACGAAGUUAGAAAUUUGGCCUGUUCGCUGCAACCGAUAGAUGGCGCACCAUACUGCGAAUCCACCGAAUUGGUUAGAAAUAGUGGAACGAGACCAAAUGAAAAGUAGACAAAGCGGGUAUUAUAGACCAAUUGGCAGUUUACCGAUCGGGGGGCCCAAUCUUGUGUUGUAAAAGAGAUUUGCCGGACUCAAAUUCAUUGUGAUUUGCUAUUGAUCAUGUUGUUCUAUUAAGUUGAGUUAUGUGCUAAGAAUUCUCUCAAGAAGUAGAUUUAGCAUCAAAGGGGGGAGGGGGUCACUCACCAUACCUUUAUGAUGUAUGAAUGACUUUAUGAAAUGCUGCCAAGGGAAUAUGAAGGUUUGAGAAGCUUCCAUCCAUGAUCAGUACAUCUAUUGUUUGUAUCUAUGACUUUAAUAUCAAAAGCAGAUUACGUUGGUGUAUUUUUAUGAGGAAUUUUGACACCAUUGAAAUAUAAAUCAUCCAGAGUAGAACAAAUUUAUGACCAGUAGACAUUAUGUAAUGCCACUGGAAAUGACCUCAUGGUAUAUAAAAUUCACUGGCCCGUACUCUGAAUUCAGGUUCAACUUAGACCAUGGUCUAACUCUGUGCUAAAAUUAUGGGAAGCCAAAAGUGGCAAAAUCUUUAUUAAGUUGUAUGUUUCUUAUGUUCACUGUGCUCUUUCCUGAUUCAUCAAUGGUGAAGACAAUCAUCUAUUUGUACUUCCUCGACAAUUAUGAAUGAUUUGAGAGCUAAUUGAACUGAAAUAUGAUAUCUUUACUGUUAGAGAUUUAUGUGACAAUUGGCUAUCCAUACUUAAAACCACAACUUUAAACCUGAGUUUAAAUUAAACCCGACUUCAGAAUACGGGCCAUUGGGUCAGAUGCAUAAAAUUGUACCAAUUGCUGGCAAGCAAUCGCUUCAAGCACAAGCAAUUGCUAGCCAAGCAAAAUAUGCCUCAGCAGUUGCUUUAUUUCACAUGCUUAACCCUUUGCUAGUGUUUGAACCCUUUUCUUGCCUUCAGAAAGCAAUUGCCAGCGGUCUGAACAAUAGCGACGUCACGCUGGUGCGAACACGACUCACAGAAAAGGCAGGACUCGAAAGCAAAGGUGUAGCAGUGCAAUUACCGCUUCUUUCAUAUAACCUCAUUUCCGUAGACGUUUUGUCAAACUUGUUAUUUUUAACAUGAAUUUUGAAGGGCUUGGUUCGGUUCCCUUUAUUCAAUAUAUUUUAAAUACUGGUAUUGUAUUCUUGAAAUGUACCUCAUGUAUACUUUGGUUCUAAGCCUUUCAAAUUUAUCUGUGGUUAGAUUGUGACACAAGAUUGAUGAGAAUGGGAUUUUUUUUUGUCUGAGACCUACUUUUAAACCAUGCAUUGUUAUGAAGCUAUUUCUUUGUUCACCUUAUUACUAUCAUCAUGUCAACUUGAUAAGGCAGAUGAAUCAAGCCGUGCAUGAAUUAGACAAUUAAAACUAAAUAAUUUUUUUCUCAGAUAUUUGCUCUACGCUAUUUAAAUAGAUGGGGGAUGAGCUAUGAUUAUUCCAUUUAUUGUGGGGGAUUUCCCAAUUUAAUAUUGGUUAUAGACUUGAAUUAUGCUAUCCUGGUGCUAACUGCAUGUAUUUGUUCACUACAAUAUUCACACUGCAGUUUUAAAUGUUUCAUUUAACAGGACAAUUACAGGAUGUAAUUGAUCAUUCCUGAAAGACAUUUGUCCAGUAGUAAAGCCUUCAAGCAACUAUGGAGUAUAUAUUUGUAAAUAAAAUUGAUUGUAAAGAUGAUAAUUAAUUGUAAAUAAAUGUUAAGGAUUGAGAACUCGUAAA
Lytechinus pictus (painted urchin) is the source of this 4231-nucleotide messenger RNA. Its product is annotated as armadillo repeat-containing protein 1-like. The transcript is spliced from 8 exons. Gene Ontology annotation, molecular function: metal ion binding; protein binding. The coding region runs from base 253 to 1101 and encodes 282 amino acids. NCBI's taxonomy places the organism in Eukaryota, Metazoa, Echinodermata, Echinoidea, Temnopleuroida, Toxopneustidae. The record is from RefSeq and is a predicted model, not a curated record.